Messenger RNA from Plodia interpunctella (Indianmeal moth), 8154 nucleotides. RefSeq names its product Vinculin (gene Vinc). The transcript has 27 exons. NCBI's taxonomy places the organism in Eukaryota, Metazoa, Arthropoda, Insecta, Lepidoptera, Pyralidae. The record is from RefSeq and is a predicted model, not a curated record. Gene Ontology annotation, cellular component: adherens junction; cytoplasm; cytoskeleton. Gene Ontology annotation, biological process: cell adhesion. Gene Ontology annotation, molecular function: actin filament binding; beta-catenin binding; alpha-catenin binding. The coding region runs from base 131 to 3019 and encodes 962 amino acids.
UAGUAUAUUUUUUGCAGUAUUUUUCUUUCGCUCGUGCUGUCUGGUUGUGUUAUUUUUUUUUUUGUGUGAACACUUGUUAAUUUGUGUUUAUUAUCUCAUGUAAAACGGUGCUUGUGUUACAAACAACAAAAUGCCAGUGUUUCACACAAAAAUCAUCGAGAGUAUUUUGGAGCCUGUAGCUCAACAGGUCUCCCGGCUGGUCAUCCUCCACGAAGAAGCUGAAGAUGGCAACGCUAUGCCCGACCUGGCGCGGCCCGUGCAGGCCGUGUCCCUUGCUGUCAACAAUCUCGUCAAGGUCGGUCAUGAAACCAUCGAGUCUUCUGACGACGCGAUACUCCGACAAGACAUGCCGGGCGCGCUACACCGCGUGGAGACCGCCGCGGCAUUGCUGCAACAAGCUUCCGACAUGCUGAGAGCUGACCCUUACUCUGGCCCCGCUAGAAAAAAGCUUAUAGAAGGAUCCCGAGGAAUUCUGCAGGGCACAUCUGCGUUGCUGCUCUGUUUCGAUGAGUCUGAAGUCAGGAAGAUUGUCAAAGAAUGUAAAAAGGUGCUAGACUACCUGGGUGUGGCGGAGGUCAUCGACACCAUGGAGGACCUGGUCCAGUUCCUGAGGGACAUCUCCCCGGCUCUGUCCAGGGCUGCUAGAGAGGUGGCAGCCCGCGCCGCGGAGUUGACGCACCCCCCUCACGCGGAAACCCUGACUAAAUGUCUGGACAGCGUGAAGCAACUCGCGCCAGUUCUCAUCUGUUCUAUGAAGAUAUACAUACACAUCUUGACUGAAGGCGGGAAGGGAAUCGAGGAGGCGGCGGAGAACAGAAACUAUUUAGCUCAGAGAAUGGCGGACGAAAUACAUGAGAUUAUACGCGUACUUCAGCUAACAUCGUACGUAGAAGACGGAGGCGAAAAAGACAACAUAGCCGUGCUGAAGGCUCUGCAGACACAGAUGCACAGCAAGAUGGGUGCUGCGCACGAGUUCCUCAAUGAGCCGACGGCGCUGCGCAACACAGCGGGCGAGCGCGCGCUGCGCUGCGUGCUGACGUCAGCGCAGCGCGCCGCGGAGCACCUGCCGCAGCGCCUCGCCGACUGCAUCCGCGGCGCUGUGCGAUCUGGAGGUAUUAACGCGGACGUGCUUUGUGAUGAAAGACAGUUCGGUCGAGGAAGAGACUCGAAGGCUUUGAACUUAGCCGAAGACUUGCGCAAACAAAUAAACGAGCUGGACUCCACGGUGAAUGAAGGCGUUCGCGCAGCGGAGAAGCAGGGAGGCAAGACUAUGCAGGCCAGGUUGGAGACGGCCCACAAAUGGCUGCUGCACCCCAGCGCGGAGCCGGCCACCAGGGUGGAGGGCCAGAAGGCCAUCAACAGCAUCGUCUCGCAGGGACAGAGGAUAGCGGAUGGCCUGCAAGGCCGCGAGAAAGCGGAGGUGCUGCAGCUGUGCUCCGACGUCCAGAGGCUGGCGGACCAGCUGGCCGACCUGUGCAUGAGCGGCCAGGGGGAUUCUGAAGAAGCCAGGGCGAUUACCAGACAGCUGACAGACAAACUGCACGAGCUGAAGCGGGCGAUGGAGCGCGCGGUCGUCAAUCGCGUCGUCGAGGAGUUCAUCGAUGUUGCGGCGCCGUUGCGGCACUUCACUGAUGCUGUUAAUGCUCCUGAAGGCACACCCAACCGCGAAGCCAACUUCCACGACAAGGCGGCGGCGCUGGCAGCGUUCUCGGCACGCGCGGCCGCUGCGGCGCACCUAGUAGCAGCCGCCAACGGUAACAACAAACGUUUGGCCGACCAACUGACGCACCAAGCUAGAGAGGUUGAGAAACUGUCACCUCAACUCAUCGCAGCUGGAAAAAUUCGUCUUCUGUAUCCCGAGAGCAAGGUGUCGGAGGAGCACUUCAGCAACCUGCGCGCGCAGUACAGCGCGGCCGCGCGCAGCGCACGCGAUCUCUGCGACCAGGCCGUGGAUCCGCUCGACUUCGUGCGCACCGCCGGUGAACUGAUGCAGAAACACACGUAUUUGUGCGAGGACGCGAUCCGCAAUAACGAUUCGCAAAAGAUGGUCGACAACACCUCUGCAAUUGCUAGACUAGCGAACCGAGUGCUGCUGGUGGGGGGCGCGGAGCGCGACAACACGGAGGACGGCGAGUUCGCCCGCGCGCUCGCGGACGCGACGCUGCGACUGCAGGCCGCCAUCGCCCCCGCCGUGCACAGGGCCAAGGCCCUCGCUCUAGGCGAUAGACAGCCGCAAGCUGUUUCUGCUUGGAGAAGUGCUAACGCUGAGAUAAUAAAAGCGGCUGGGGCGGUGGAGUCGGCGCUAGCGGGUCAGUACGCGCCAGCGCUGCCGGACGCGCUCAGCUCCCUGCAGCUGGCAGACAGCGCGGCGCCGCCUCGGCCGCCGCCGCCCGCCGGCGUGGCGCCGCCGCGGCCGCCGCUGCCCGCCGACACCGACGACGAGGGCGAGGAUAUCUUUAGCAGGCAGCCGCAUCCCAGCCAACCUAUAUUGGUGGCAGCGCACAACCUGCACAAGGCGGUCCGCGAAUGGUCUUCCAAGGACAACGAGAUCAUCGCCGCGGCCAAGCGCAUGGCCAUCCUCAUGGCGAGGCUAUCCGAACUGGUCCGCUCCGAUUCCAAAGGCAGCAAACGCGAACUGAUCGCGACAGCCAAAGCCAUUGCGGAGGCUUCUGAAGAGGUUACCAGGCUCGCCAAGAAGUUGGCGCUCGAGUGUACCGACAAGAGGAUCAGGACCAACCUUCUGCAAGUGUGUGAGCGGAUCCCGACUAUCGGCACGCAGCUCAAGAUUCUGUCCACGGUGAAAGCCACCAUGCUGGGCGCACAAGUCGGCACGUCGGAUUACAAAGGAAGCGAAGAAGACCAAGAAGCUACCGAGAUGUUGGUUGGAAACGCUCAGAACUUGAUGCAGAGUGUGAAGGAGACGGUGAAGGCGGCGGAGGGCGCCUCCAUCCGGCUGCGGUCGCAGCGCGGCGGCUAUCGCCUGCGCUGGGUGCGCCGCUCGCCUUGGUACCGUCUCUAACUCUGCGAACGCGAACGCGAACCAUGGAAAAUAUUAUGUAUUUAUUUAUUUAUUUAUUAUUUAUAUAUAUAGACAAAUCAGACAUAUUGAGUUGGCCUCGAAGUAAGUUCUAGACUUGUGCUAUGGGAUACUAACUCAACGAUACUAUAUUUUAUAACAUAUACAUAUAUAGAUAAACAUCCAAGACCCAAGUCAAUCUGAAAAAGUUCGUUUUCCAGUUGACCUGACCGGGGAUCUGAGUUCACGGCGGUCGUCAAUACUUUGUGAGAUUAAUUUCUUGGUAUUGAGAUUUUACAACCGGAAACAUGGUUUCUUGGCAUUUUAAUACCCUCUUCUCCCCCUCAGUGAUACGUAGUAAGAUUUUGACUGAGCCCCCACCCGAAAUCACUCAUUCGUCUUCACGUAUUACCAGUUGCAUUCGAGACGUUACAACGCCGCGAAGCCAAGGGUCAGCGUGAAAAUGUGUAGUAAAAGUGGGCGAAAAUUUGAAACGCGACAAAGACAAAAUAUAUUAAUACUCUGUUUAUCCUCGUGCAUUUGAGAGAAUCAAGAUGAAAACACAGCAAUAUGUAUUAUAAUUAUAAUAUGAAUUCACAACUUCACGUGUGUCUAAUGUAAUAAUUUGAAAUAUAUAUGAUGGAAAAUGAUCUUUUCCUGAUUGGCCCGGGUUUUGGAUGUUUAUCUAUAUAUUUGUUAUAAAAUAUAGUAUCGUUGAGUUAGUAUCCCAUAACACAAGUCUCGAACUUACUUUGGGACUUGUACAAUCUGUGUGAUUUGUCCUAAUAUAUUUAUAUUUUUAUUAAACCUCAAAAUUAAAACUAAAUUGAAAAUGUAAGAAACCACCAUUUCUGGCGUCUGGCGUUAGAAAAGAGCUGUUGAUUUCGGUUCAGCCGUUUGGCUGCUACGAUGUCACGGACAGACUACACAGACACGUUAACUUGUAACUUCCAUGUUUGUCUACGGGGGUUUGAAAUGAUUAUUUUAUAACGUAAGGUGUUUACUGCCAAGCGUAAUUGAGGCAGCUAUUGCCGUAUAACGUUUUUAUUAAAACUCUUGUAUGAUUAAUUUUAGCUUAUUUAUUUUAAUCAAUAAUUAUUAGGUAACACUUACAAUUCAUUCUAUCAAAAUUGUAACGAGUCACGAAAUUUUUAAAAUCAAUCUAAUUUGUAUUUAUUAGUAUUUUUAGCGUUUUGUUUUCAGAUGAGAAGAUUUAUUUCUUGUGAAUGUAAAGUUUAUUUUAGUAAGUAUUUUUUUUAUAUUUUAUUUUACAACGAUGCUAUAAUCGAAUAUAAUAAAAAUGUGUGAUUCAGAAUGUAAGUGCCAUGCGUUAGUGCUUUAUUGUAAUUUUAGUGUAGUUAGUUGUAGUAAAAUGUCUUAAAAAUGUCUUAUGGCGUCACAACGUAAUAUAAAAUUACAAAAGAAUUUUUACGGCCUGAAAAAUAUGAUUUAAAAGAAAACACGUCGUGUUGUACUUGAUUAUUUUAAUAACAAAAUCUCGGCCUUGUUAUGGUGCUCGCCAGCGGCUCGGGCAACAACCUUCGUAUUUGACAAUGACAGGACAAUGGACUUAUCUUUAGAAAUAUGAAACAUCUUUCAUGAGCUUGUGAGUAUUGAAUAAGUAAUUAACGGUUGUGUUAAUUUUUACACUUGUCCGAUAUAAUCAGAAGGCCUACCUCGAUACAUACGAACACGUACCAUGUUACCAACGUCCACAUGCUGUCUCUUUCUUCCAAAUCGUAUAGGCAUCGUAUAAAAAAAGAAAGAACGCGUGGACGCAAUGAUGUAUUUUAUGUUUAAUGGUAGCGCUCCGAUUCUAAAACCGUUGGAGAAGCAGAAUAUAAUUGUAAUUGUGACGUCAUUUGUGAUGGUAAAGAUAUGUUAUUGAUUCACUUUAUAAAAACCCUGUUAUGUCAGUAUGUAUGAUGGCAAUAGUAUGUAUUUUGUGCCAACAAUACUUUAGAGUUAUAUUUAGCUUAGUUAAAAAUAAUAAGGGCACAUUUACAGGACACCGCAAUGAUUGGGCAUAAUAUAUCUUCCCUUAAUUAGUCUUCCCGUAUAAAUUCAAAUUCACAUUUAAAUCAUUUAUUCAGAAAUUAGACCAUCACAGGCACUUUUUCUCAUCAAUUUUUAUAUUUAUAGUUAUUUCUCACAAGCUACAAACUAACUGGCAUUUCGGAACGACCACUGCUGAGAAGAAAUGCCGAAAGAAACUCAUUUGAACAGUGUUGGUCCCUAUCAUGCCAGAUCGGCUUGCCAUUAUUGUUUCUUACAAUGUUUUUUUUUCUAAUAAUAUAUAUAUGUAUAUAUAUAUAUAUAUAUACCUUCUUUUAUAGUAUAUAUAUAUAAAAGAAGAAUAAUAUAAAAGAAGGUAUAAAAAAGUGCUAUAUUUUAGAGUAUUUAUACACACUAACAAAAGUUGACAUACAAAUACAUAUACAGACAUUUGUAUAGCACCUAUAUCUAUUUUUAUUAUUGUAUCAUAUUAAUGCGUAUGUAUACUAUAAUAGUCUUUAAAUAUAUCAAAAUAAACGAUAUUUCACCAUGAAUGAGUGCUAUGUAUGUGCUGAAAUUUAUUUACAUAACACAUAGUUUAGAUAUAUAAGUAUUUACAUAAAGAAGCUUGAGAUUUGUGCCUAAAUGAAACCUACUGAUAAUUAAGUAACAUAAACAAUAUUAUAUAAUUAACAGGCUCAUUUUGUAUGUGGGCGCAAUAUUCUUUUUUUGGCAAGGAUUAUAAAAGUUAUGUGUGUUUUAUUCCACGUGAUGUCGAGAAGUACACAUGAGCAUAUUAGUGUUAAUGUAGUAACAAGUGAAACAAAUAUGUACACAGAAUAAUGUACCCUUGUAAUGCCUUCGUUCCAUAAAGUGUACACGCCUUUAGAUAUAGUUUUAAAGUUUCAUAAGAAUGGUUGUUUCUUGUACCACAUUUUAAAGAACCUACUCUUUAUAUAUUUUUGUAUGGAUCAUAGUAUGUAUGGAUAUUUAAAUAUUAAUAUCUUGGCUCGUUUAUUCGGUGCAUUUUCACAUUUUUGGCGCGAAAGUUUAGUCAGCUGCCUAUAAACCACGAAAAAAUAUGUCACAAUCAUUGUUGAUCAUUUGUUACACUAUGCAAAAUAGUAGUAUGAUAGAAGUGCGGUAAUUUUCAAAGCGCACGUAUGUCAUGUACGUUUUACAUUACAAUAACGCACAAAUUCUUAAUGAAAUACGAUAUAGAAAUUGGUUUAAUAAGUGACGCUUUACGAGCAAAUAUGGUAUAAAAGAGAUUUACAGUAUUAGCAUAUUUGUAAGUCACCAUCAAACCAAAAACUAUGAUUGAUGCUAUCUUGCUCAAAUCUAAAUACUUUUGUUCGAGCACGCUACAACCAAUAGCGGAAGAGUUUGGCGCGUUAUGAUUGGCAGAAAUAUUUUAUUGGUUGAAAUCAUUUCGCGCGUUGUCUUUUGAUUUCUGAGCAGGCAAUUUAACUUGAAGAGUGGUGUUGAAUUUGUGCUAGAGAAUAUAAAAGAGUUAAGAAAACUAAUAAACUACGCAAUAUCUAGUUAACCAUAAGCGUAGUUGUAUACAGAUAUAUAAGUAUUAACUCGGUUAUGUAUGUUUAUAACGUGUAGAUAUUAUAUUUCCUAGCAGUUUCUUUAUUCUCACAAAAAUGUGUGCUUUUUAUUAUUUCGAUAAUUAUUUUUUUUGGUUAUAUGUUGUAUUGAUUUAAGUUUUAUUUAUUCUAAUCAAUAAUAAAAGAUUUUUAUGUAUUUGUUUUUAUUUCUUUAUAUUUUGUCUUAGAAUUAGCGUAGUUUUCAAAAUCGUAACACGUUAAAGUAUCCAUUCGGCCUAAAUUGUGUAGAUAAGGGCGGAUACAGGAUAUAUAUUAUAUUUUAUCCUGGGCACAGGAAGCAGGGAAGACGGGUAAAAAAAUUACAAGUAAACUUGAGUUUAUCUAAAGAUUUUUAUUAAAAAAUAAAAGAAAAAAGAACAUGAUAGCUUUUUAAAAUGUUUUUGCCAAAUAGUGCUGUGAUAGAAUCUCCACAAUAGAUACACGAAACAUGCCCGUACCACCUAAAAAGGGCAAGCAAUCGACCAGUCAACCUUCUUUGUAGUAAUACAAGGAAGCUUGGUUGAUUGUCGAGUGCCAUUUAUAGUAGUAAAGUAAGAUAAUUUGGAAAGUAAUAAAUUGGUUUAUCGAAAUUAUUGUAAAUUUAAUACAUAAUCAUUUAUUGCACGUAAAACACGAAAGUUAUUGCUAUUGGAGCAGAAUUUCUUCUAGGCUUUUCAUCUAGAAGAUUAUAUAUUACAAUGAGCAAGUUUCCUUAUGGCCUAAAAAAAUUACACUAUCUUAUAAUAUUAUUAAGGCAUUGCAUCUACCAAAAGUUUUGGUAGAUGCAAAUGUUAAUUCCUAAUGUACACUCGCGGCAAACAUGAUGCCCAAGUAUGCUAAUAGAUGGCGUUAGUUGCGCAGUAAAAAAAAAUAGAAUUUUACCGUUUUUUCAUGAACACAGUUCCUGAAUUACAUGUUUUAUGAUGCAAAUGCCAUAAGUUUAUUCUUAAGAUCAGGAACGUAAGUAGAUAUUAGAAAUUAGAAAAAUAAAUUACUAAUUUAUUCGUAUGUAUAAAAUCAAAUAUUUUCCUGAAAUCAAUAAAAUUAUUAUUCUUGUAUUACAUGAAGUUUUAUUCAUUAUUUUACUACAUUAAGUAUUUUUUCGACUCUGUACAUGCACAGCGUGUCUGUGAACGAAAAAAGUCUGAACAAACAAUAAACAUUAUUUAGAAUAACAUUUUUUUUUUUGUUCUUUACGACACUAAAAUUUUAAUUUCAAAGAUUGUGCCAAAGAACAUUGGUUUCGUGAGAUUUAUUUCACAACCACUAGAUGGCGCUGUUUUGUUUACAUCGAAUCUAGAACGCGCUAUGGAGAUUUUUUCGCAUUUCAUGACCUCCCUCGAGCGAUCAACGUCGGGUAUCGCUUCUCGGCCUUUUGGCUAAGAUCAAAGUGUAGUAUCUGUUCUUUUCAGCUUAAUAUCUGAAAGUUCCCCCACCGGGGGACCAGUAUAUUAAACUGAUUUUUGUGAUCCGCUGGGAUGUUCGGGGCUCGCUCCACUCCCGGCACGGGUCGGCCCGGCAUUGCAGUGCCGCCGGGGUCGGCCCACA